Clonostachys rhizophaga is the source of this 897-nucleotide messenger RNA. The record is from the annotation of a GenBank genome assembly. NCBI's taxonomy places the organism in Eukaryota, Fungi, Ascomycota, Sordariomycetes, Hypocreales, Bionectriaceae.
AUGACUACCGGCCUUUUCCGCUACUUGGACCCUGCGACAAUCCGCAGCGACGGAUCUCAAGUGUGGUCCAAAGUCGAUACUGACGUGACCUCAUUCCAACGUACCGAACGGCGGCGAUCAGUUGCCGACAUCCGUACCUCUGACCUGGAAUUCGGCACCGACAUAUCUGGCUUCGCAGUUUACAACUCCCCAGCCGAGGAAAAACUGUUCACAGACGAUGCCAAGGUCAGGGAAGGCUACUACGCAGAGGUCGAGGCGCUCCUGCGGGCCAAGCUUCCCGGAGUAAAGAGAGUCGUCAUCUUCGAUCAUACCAUCAGGAGGCGGGAGAAGUCAUCACCUCGACAGCCUGUUCAGCAGGUGCACGUGGACCAGACGCCCUGGGCAGCCGAGGUGCGCGUGAGGCGGCAUCUGCCCGCCGAAGAUGCCGAGGAGCUGCUCAAAGGACGAUAUCAGAUCAUUAAUGUCUGGCGCCCGAUUGAGAACCCCGCAUCAGACUUCCCGCUUGCUGUAAUAGACUGGCGUACCACGUCGCCCGAAGAUUUGGUCAAGGUUGGACUUCUUUAUCCCAAGCGAGAAGAUCCUACCGACAAUGAUGAUAGAGGAAAGGAGGUUCUGCCAGACCCAACAAAGGCCCAGUCGACAGAGGGCUAUGAAGUACGAGGCGAGACCUGGGCCAUAAAGCCAAGCGAAAAGCACAAGUUCUACUACAUGAAGGAUAUGACGCCCGACGAGGCCAUGUUUAUCAAAUGUUUCGACUCGAGAAGCCAGGGCCAGCCUGGGGGCAAGGAGGGACUCGCUGCUUUAACGCCGCACACAGCAUUCGAGGAUCCAGCCACCCCUAAAGAUGCCAAGGGUCGUCAGAGCAUCGAAGUUAGAUGCCUGGUUUUUUAUGAAUGA